Parastagonospora nodorum SN15 is the source of this 2427-nucleotide messenger RNA. RefSeq lists its product as hypothetical. The transcript is spliced from 4 exons. NCBI's taxonomy places the organism in Eukaryota, Fungi, Ascomycota, Dothideomycetes, Pleosporales, Phaeosphaeriaceae. Bases 1 to 2427 code for a protein of 808 amino acids. The record is from RefSeq and is a predicted model, not a curated record.
AUGUCCAUCGCUAACACAGUUACCACACUAAUCAGAGAGCGCCUCGCUGUAAACAGGGGGGGUAUUCUCCUUCUAAAAGCAGUGCAUGAACUGCAGCAGAAACCUCCGGAUGAAGGACUAAAGCCAGAUCGGUAUCAGCAGAUACAAAGCUUCAACCAGGAACUUCCGGUGCUACGAACAGACCAUGAACUUGAUCUGCUACACUUCGGCAGCUCAGCUGUGCCUGACUUCAAAGACCUGAGAAUCCCAUUCGAAUCGAUUGACCAAGAGGAUGGCGAAGGCUUUGAGUGGCCUACAAAGUAUAUAGCUUACCCUAUACAAUGGGAAAGGAAGAUCAAGGCUGAGAAGCUUGCCGUCUCGAAAGACGUCUUACUACAUCUACAAGAUGCCAUUACCGACACGUACACUGACGACGACUACGAAAAUAUCAAGGAAGAGAGCUUGCGAUACAAGCCCGUAGAUUCUCUGACUCGUAUUGAUUCGGAUAGCAGCGAUUCAAUGCUGCUGGACCUUGCGCAUCCUCUACCAUGCAGUUCUCCCUUCUAUGGGCAAGCGACAACCAUCCUGAAACGCAAGGUUGAAGACCUCAAGGUUGAAGGGCCACUUACGCCUCCGAUAUUGUCCGACUCACCCAUGAAGAAGCUGAAGUCAGUCACCUUCUCGGAGACUUUGCACAAUUUCAUACCAGACGCGCUUUGGGGAAAGGGUUUCAAGGACGACGAGGACUUCCUCAACGACGGCUCGGACAUCGACAUUGAUGAGAUCUUUGAGAACUUCGCGCCCUAUGCCCAACAAGCGAUGCAGAAAUUGGAGCAUGAGAAGUUGUCCGGAGCAGACACCACUGCUCGUAUGGAUGUUCCAGAGGUUGACUUCACACUCCCAGUCGCACCCUGGAGUGAAUACAGUCAACAAAAGGGCAGCAAGCGGAGACCUGGCGACACAGAACUGGGCGCUCAGACUAAAUUUCUCCUAAGAGUCAAGCGCGAAGACUUAAAAACAUCAAUAUCGUGGCACGGUCUUUCGAGUCUUGAACGAAGCUUGCCGUGGGGUAUCUUAACCAUCAAGACAGCUAAGAUAAACCUGACGGAGCAGCUGCAUGGUGAGACGGACUUCAACAAGAUACACGCUGAUAUCAAUGACGGCAGCAUCGCGACCAGUUCGUCUCAAGUCUGGAAGUUGGAAGGACUGCGUAUAUUCAAUGAAGGUGAAGACGAAGAUGAGAUCGAAACAGAUCAAUUUGAGGAGAGCAGGGACAUGGAAUCUCUAAUCCGCAAGCGCAAAUUGGAGAUAGAGGAAGAGGCGCCAAAAAUGGCACAGAAGCACACAGCCUCGCAAACACCAGUGAACCAAUCCCAGCCGCAAUUGCCUCGAGAUAUACUUGGGAGCAACCACUGGGACAAUGGAAAACCUAGCACUCAGAAGUCUAACAUCUCACGCUCGAAUCCCCUCCGCCACCAGGAGCAAGCAUCACAAUUGGCAGCGACUCGGCACAAUCCCAGGCAUGCAUCAAAGGAAACGACCGACGACUUGAUGUUCGGAGGCUUCUCAGCUACUUCAGCUCUUCACAAAUUCAUGGAAACUCGAGGGAAAGCUGUAGAGUCAGCUGGUGCUAAGAAGACGAUAGGCCGGCAUGGAGAAGACUUGACCAACAACACGGCACAGACAUUACCAUUAUACGAGCGCGCGGAAAUCGUUUAUAGAGAUUACAACCGACCCCACGCCCCAGCAAAAGAAGCGGACAUGGUGCUCUCACCAUCUACAGGUCUCAUAUUGACGACAUUGCAGCAGAUCAAGCAGCAGCCUCUUCCCGGACAGCCUGAUAGAUCCCCAGUCAAGGAGCGGAUGAAUGCGUUGCAGGUACGCUACGAGAGACUUCUGGUUGUAGUUAGUGAAGGACUAAGUGCCGAGAUGGAAAGCCACGGAUCAAGUCGGCCAGACGAUGCCCGUGACAAGGAAGCACUGGCACGAUUUAACAACUUCGCCGAACAGCUCGAGGGCGAAGUGGUCGUCAAAUACAUCCCUGGAGGAGAGCGCGCAUUAGCCCGCUCUAUUGUUGUGGAAAUGGUGGAGUAUGGCCUUCCACACGGUUCAAAGGACAUUGGUGAUAUCAAACUCAUGGCUGCUGAGACAACGUGGGAAGUCUUUCUGCGCCGCGUCGGCAUCAAUCCCUUCGCCGCUCAAGUCAUCGUCGCCCUGCUGAAGAAUCCUCUCGAUGUGCGUUUACCGGAGACAUCAAGCUCACCUGCAUAUCGCAACAGAUCUCGAAUUAUUUCGGUCUCGGGCCUGCCUGCAUUCCUUCUCAUGAGUGAGGACGAGCUGAUCAAGUCCUUCCAGGCGCAUAUGGGUGGUAGCAGAAUUCUUAGGAGAGUGAGUAGGCUAUUGGGCCAGGAGUGGGUGAGCGCCGCGCAUGGGUUUAGGCUGGGAUGA